This is a messenger RNA of Pyricularia oryzae 70-15, 1272 nucleotides long. RefSeq lists its product as uncharacterized. The record is from RefSeq and is a predicted model, not a curated record. The transcript has 3 exons. NCBI's taxonomy places the organism in Eukaryota, Fungi, Ascomycota, Sordariomycetes, Magnaporthales, Pyriculariaceae. The coding region runs from base 258 to 797 and encodes 179 amino acids.
GCAACUUCGACCAAUGGAGAAAAGCGACACUCCGCCUAAGCCUGCCGAAUAAACUUCCUCCCUGUUACAGCCAAUUUUCCGUUUUCAUCUUUUUUUCUCGUCACCUUUUUACCCACUUCACAUUUUCAUCAUUUACAAACUGAUCAACAUUCUUCACAUAAACUCUCGAGGCCCUGUUUGAGUAGAACAGGGUUUGUUCUGAAGACAUACCACAUCAUUGGAGCUCAACCUCGACCUCUCCCAGCCAUAUCAUCAACAUGCCUGGAGCCUGGAACGCCGAGGCAGAGCGAGACCUCAUUCUGGCCUCUUGGGCAGGUACCAGCACCGGUCCCGUGAGGCCUGACUGGCCCAAAACAAUCGCCAUAAUGAAUGCCUGGGGCUACGACUUCAGCGGCGAGGCGCUCAAAAGCCGCGGGUCAAAAACCAUCUUGAAGGAUUUCAAAUCCAAGCAAGAGACCGCCAUCGCCACCAUCGCUGGCAACGCUCAUGUCGGCCUCAAGGCGAGCCCUGCCAAGAGGAAGGCAAAAGCCGCAAACAGUGGCGACUCGCCUGUCAAGAAGAGCAGGUCCACGCCCAAGACGACGGUCAAGACAGAGACUUUCGAUGAGGUGGCCAACACCUAUCUCCAAGACUCCAUCGAGGGUGACGACACCGAGGACAACGAGGGCGAUAACGAGGACACUGCUUCUCCUCUUCCUCAUCGAAGAAACCCGCGUCGCUCCGUCUCUCAGCCUCAUACCUACAAGGAGGAGAAGCUCGAGGGCGAGAGAGGGGAGGACAGCGACAGCCCCGCUUAAAACCUCGAGUCUGAUCAACAAAACCCUUCCAUACUCACUGCUCUGACGAAGUCCAGCAUUACUGUGAACAGGAGGCACCAGGUGUUGCAGGAAAGACUCGAAGCUUAGCGUUCGGGUGGGAUGUUUUGAUUUACAGCUCUGUUCUAUCGUAUUCCUGAUGACGGUUCACCUCUGGUUAGUUCUGGUCGGUUGGCGAAGGGAAGUUUUGACGGCCUGAACCCGGAAAUUGGUUUCGUUUUCUUUCUCUCUCUCUUCAUUAUUUUAUCCUUUCGCCUGCUGCAAUAUGCUCCGGCUGUGUCUUGCAUGGAAUGAGGGCCUCGUUCCGUCAAUUUUACAGACUGCGUUGUUUUGAGAUACGCAUAUUUAUGCCGCCUACCAAAGCUGGACAGAUAGGGGUUUAUCUUGGUAGUCGGCCACCGAGGGGGCAUAGAUUCACUAUACCAGCCUAAGUGUCUCGGAAUAACAAUUACACUUC